Hemicordylus capensis (graceful crag lizard) is the source of this 5733-nucleotide messenger RNA. It is a transcript of the gene ITGAL, whose product is annotated as integrin subunit alpha L. The coding region runs from base 930 to 4232 and encodes 1100 amino acids. The record is from RefSeq and is a predicted model, not a curated record. The transcript has 29 exons. Lineage: Eukaryota; Metazoa; Chordata; Lepidosauria; Squamata; Cordylidae. Gene Ontology annotation, biological process: integrin-mediated signaling pathway; cell-matrix adhesion; cell adhesion mediated by integrin. Gene Ontology annotation, cellular component: external side of plasma membrane; integrin complex. Gene Ontology annotation, molecular function: integrin binding.
UAGGGGUAGUUCAUACAAGGGAGGAAUUUACAGUGACUUCAAUACGGUAACAGCAAAGCGGCAUUAAUACAGCCAACAACCUUUCCCCUGACAAUUCAUGAUUAUUGGUCCCUAAUAAGUAAUAUAAGCCUGUUUGAAAAGUUGCCCUUAGGGAGAGUGUUGAAAACGGCAGUGUGGAAUACGCCAACAUUUUUGCUGUGCCGUAUGGAGAGACCCUGCAGAUAAAGCUGAUAGAGCGAGAGGUGGAGGUGUGGUUACAGAACACUGUAAAAAUUCAGUGUUUCUCCAAUGUGUAGUUAUUGUUUGCCGUGUGUCCAGCCAGGUCCCCUCGCACACAGUUUGCAAAGAAGGGCUGGGGUGGUUCAGGCCUCAGAGUACAAAGGGGAGGGAGAUGUGCUUCACCCUGGUCCUCCUCCUUGGGCUUGUUGGUCCUGGUGUCCACCUCUCUCCAGAGGUCCAGGACACUACCUAUCAGGACAGCCUCCUCAUCCUUGGCCAUCCCCUUUAUGUGCCUCUUCACAAGCCUUCUACCUCCCACCCCCUUGGGCAGCCAAUGCCCUCCUUUAUUCCCCUUAACCAGUCAUCCUUUACAGCUGUGUCUUGGCUGUCCUCCCUCCUACCUCUUGAGCCCCCUCCCCUCUGGAGGCACACUGCUGACAUCAUCACGAUGCACCUCCUCAGCAGCUCUCCCUUGGACCUGCUCCGCCCGUAAUGGCACCGUGGCCUCUGCUUGUACGGCCUGCCCUUGGCUGUUAGGGCUUGGAUUCUGCUGGUCUGCAUAGCCCCUGCUUCUCCUUCCUGGUCGCCGCCCACUGCCAAGGCCUUGGCAGGCCUCUGCCAAGGACUCAGUUAUCCGUCCCCGGAGGAGGAGGAUUGUUGUGGGAGCCCCCGGCGAGCAGAACUCCACAGGCAAGAUCUACCAAUGUAGUAUGCAGAGUAAAGAGUGCCAGGACGUUCCCCUGGAGGGAAGUUCUGGAGUGUCCCAUCUUGGCAUGACUUUAGCACGCAAUGCUCAGGGAUCUCAGAUGAUUGCAUGUGGGCCAGGAGUUGCUCAACACUGCGACAAGAAUCUCUAUGUGAGCGGGAUCUGCUAUCUGCUUGAUGCUAAAUUGAGUAAUCCCCAGAACAUAACGACUGGAUAUGAAAAAUGCCUGAAAGGAAACUUGGACCUGGUGUUUCUCUUCGAUGGAUCGGAAAGCAUGACAAAUGCCCAGUUCAACACCACGCUGUCGUUCAUGAUAGACGUGAUGGAGCAACUGCGCAACAGCACCAUACACUUUGCUGCUGUGCAGUUUUCGCAGUCCACGACCACCGCCUUUGAUUUUAAUGCUUAUAUCAGAGACCCCAACCCUCGAAAACUCUUGGCCAAUGUGCAACAUGAGAAAAGCAUCACAAAUACUUACAAGGCGAUCAAGUUCGUAGUGGAUACCAUUUUCACACCUGAGUGCGGCAUGCGACCACAGGCAAACAAAGCAAUUAUCAUCAUCACAGAUGGACAGGCCACUGAUAUAGACACUGGGGGCAUAAGCGCAGCAAAGAAUAAGGCGAUUACACGCUUCAUCAUUGGGAUUGGGCAGAAGUUCAAGAAGAGUGAGUCUGAAGUGUUUGCCUCAACGCCCAAGGAGCAGUUUGUGAAGCACCUUGACACAUUUGAGCAGCUCAAAACCAGCUUUACUGAUCUCCAGUCCAAGAUCUAUGCCAUCGAAGGUGUAACUGCAGAUGGGAAUGGUACCAGUGACAGCGGCUCCUUCCACUUGGAGUUAUCAUCCAGUGGAUUCAGUGCAGAUAUAUCCCAGGGCCGGGUGGUCUUGGGUGCUGUGGGUGCUGACAACUGGGCCGGGGGACUGUUAGAACCGCAAAAUGAUUUCAUCAGUGAAAGGUUCAUCACCGCCCCCUUGGCCAAGAAGGAUAUGGUAGCAGCCUACUUGGGAUAUGCAGUGAAAUUCCUAAAGCACAAUCAAAAAGAGUUCUAUGCUGCUGGUGCUCCCCGAUACCAGCAUGUAGGACGGGUCUUCAUCUUUGAGGUCAACCUCACCACUACCAACUGGACUUUAACACAGGAGAUAGAAGGGCCGCAGAUUGGGUCAUAUUUUGGGGCAGUACUUUGCCCAGUGGAUGUAGACAACGAUGGCGAAACAGACCUGCUCCUCAUUGGGGCUCACCUGUAUUUCACUGAGGCGAGAGGGGGUCUUGUUUAUGUGUAUGGCUGGGGACAGAACGGUCUUGUCCACCAAGGGGAGCUUCAGGGGGACACAGGAUACCGCCUGGGCAGGUUUGGAAUGGCCAUUGCAGACCUGACAGACAUCAAUGGAGAUGGAAGGACAGAUGUGGCUGUGGGAGCUCCUUUAGAAGAUGAGGAGAAUGGAGUCAUAUACAUCUAUAAUGGACAUGGGAGGACCCUGAAUAUGCAUUAUAGCCAGAGAAUUAAAGGUGCAAACGUUUCUCCCGGCUUGAAGUUCUUUGGACAGUCCAUCUAUGGAAAGACAGAUCUCAGUGGAGAUCAACUAACUGACAUUGCAGUAGGAGCUCUAGGAAAUGCUGUGGUGCUCCGCUCCAGGCCCGUCAUUACAGUGGCCGCGGCAGUAAAGUUCCAACCCCAGGAAAUCCCAGUGAAAAAUGUGGAGUGUUUGGGUGAUGCCAGCUCCUGGAAGACUGCGUCGGUCAACCUCAGUAUCUGCUUCAACACCACCUUGGCCACCUACCACUACCAAGGUCCUAUCUCUGCCAGACUCUCCUUCCACUUGGAGAUUGAUCAAUUUAAGAUGAAGAACCGAGGAGUGUUUCGCAAUGGUGAGAAGGUUACACAUGGGGUCCUCGAGAUAAUCUCUUUGAAAGAGGUGUGCAUUCCAGAGAAUAUCCUUUUCCAGAACUGCCUUGAGGAUUACAUCAAGCCUAUCGAGGUCUUUGUAAACUUCUCUCUUGAGGAUGGCCAUGAACCUAACAACGGGAAUCCUAGGCCUGUUCUGAACUCCCAAAGCAGCAACACUACACAGGCGAUUCAUUUUCAGAAGAACUGUGGGACAGAUGAAGUCUGUAACGCUGACAUGAAAAUCGUCUUCCAUAGUUCAGGAUCUAAGGAGCUGCUUGUAUUGCCUGGAAAAGAGGUGAAUGUGAGCCUGCAGUUGAAGAACAAUGGAGAAAAUGCAUAUUAUGUAACCCUUCAUGUGCCUCACAUUCCAGGCCUUUCCUUCCGCAAAGCUUCUGUGCUCAAGUCCACUACUCAAACCAUUGUGAACUGUGAUGGGAUGCAGCAAGGUCAAGACUCCAAGGACCUCUUGUGCAAUAUCAGCCACCCAGUUUACAGGGAGAACGCAGAGGCUCUGAUCCAACUCCAGUUUAGCAUCCUUGACAACAAUGCCUGGGGAAAUGAGGUGAAGAUAGUGGUCAAUGUCAGCAGUGAGAAUGAGGAGGAUAUAACAUCCCUUAGUGACAACAAUGCCGCUGAUAGCAUUCCUGUCCGGUACCCCGUCAACAUCAUUGUCAGGAGCUUAGAUACAUCCAUCCAGAGAGUGGACUUCAGUUCCCUAGACCAAGGAAACAAGACUGUGACACACCUGUACGAAGUGAUCAACAAGCCUAUGGGUGCUUUCCCAUCUCCUGAAAUGACAGUGUUUGUGAUGGUGCCAUCUGUACUUCCUUCUGGACUGAUAUGGAAGGUGGAUACUGUCCAAAGUGAUCACGCUGUGAGUUGCCAGCCCCUCCAAAACAAUACAAAAAGCACAAGAGCAUCAGACGGCAUCAAAAAUCACUCCCACCAGAUUGAGAAAUGUGAAGUUAAAAACUUUCUCAUCUACCAGUGUAAUCUUGGACAAAAUAAUUCUGGAAUCAAUGUUACUGGGGUGUUGCAUGCCACCAAAGAAAUUGAGUGUUACUCUUCAUCUAAGCUGUGCACAGCCUUGUGGUUAGAAUUUGACGACAAAAGAUACAAGCAGUACUACAACAUUGCACUGGAAUCCCAGGUUACCACUGAAGUGGAAAUGAUUUUCGUGAUGAACUACCUCCCUGUGAUUAUAGGCAGUGCCACUGGAGGUUUUCUCUUGCUAAUUAUCAUCAUUGCGGGACUUUACAAGUGCGGCUUUUUCAAGCGUAAUUAUAAAGACAAGCUGGACACUGAAGAAGAAACAAUGAGUGCAUUGCAAGAAGACAAACCAGAAGGCAAUACAGAGGGUGAUAAAGAGAUAGAAACCAAAAGUUUAACAGACCAAACAAAUGGAGAAGUUGAGAGCAAAUGACCAGAUCAGUUUCCCACCCCACCAGCUGUACUCAAGAUAAUUUGCUUUCAAGUGUAUGGAAGAGGAAAGAGAAAUCUCAUCAAUGCUGGCAAUGAGGAUUUUCACUCACUCGCUUACCAUUUGUACGUCUCCUCUUGUGGAAAAUGGGACUGUGACUGCAUUUAUUUCUGAGUUUCCAUGGUCUUCUUUGAAAAGUACUUGUCAUAUGAAUACUUUGGGACAGUGGGUGAUAGGGACAUAUGAUGAGAAGGCCAGAAGCAAGGAGUUAUAGGCAGGAGCUGCAUUCUUAUGGACUACAGUACUUGUAUGUUCCUGCUGCCCCCUGAUUAAAGGGACAGGCACUGUUUUGUGUGUAUAUAACAUGACUCUUUUCUAGAUUAAAUUAAGAGUUUUGCUCCUUCUUCAUCUGCCACACUCCAUAUCAGAGAUGGCUAAUUCUAUAACAGCACCUCAGGUGUUUUCUAGUAUUAUAAUAGAGACUUUGACAUGGAUACUGUGAAGAAGCAUAGUUAAGCUGAGCUAUUGAAGAGCUAAUUUCUGUUUCCCUCCAAAACAUUCUGUUGCACAAAAGGAUGCUUGGUGCAGCAAGCUCCGGGGGGGGGGGAUGGUUACAUUUGUGAUUGACAGCCAGCAAGCACCCAAGGGGCUAGGCUAUUAUGAAACCUCCACUCCCUAUUGGUUAAGUUGAGAGUCCUGACCCUGGAGGGAGAGAGCACAAUCGAGUCCUGAAUGUCUGUUCCUAAGGCUGAAACUGUGAAGAAAAGCUGUGUGAGUAAGCCUCUAGCCUAACAUUACAGAACUAGAAGUUAGCUGAAAGUUUUAUUUUAUUUUUCAUGCUUGCACUUUUCAUUUUGUACUUUCCUGUCCCUGUUUUCUUCAAGAAAUAUGUUCUAACCGUUAAACUGUAGUGAGCUGUUAGUGUCUGAGUACUCUGAGGAGUUAACUCUCUUCCAUAGGCCUUUCAAUUAAGAACAUUAUUAUUUGGAUGGGGAAGACUAGAGGGGCUUCGUUUUCAAGGUGAUCCAAGGCCACUUAAUUGUUUUCCGGAAAAGGGGAAGGUUCAAGGAGUUGGUGGCAGCAUACCAGGUUGGAAAGAGUAAAUGGGAAAAGAGGGUGUGGUGACUUUAAGGAGCUGCAGUUUGUUCUCCGCCUUUCUCCCCAGAUUCUGUGCACUGUUUCUUUUUCCUCUCUUAGAAACAAAGGCUGACAUCCAGACUAAAUUACACACCUGAGUUGUCCUAUUGAAAUUAAGUAGUCAUUUAAAGUAAUUCCGGAGUAGUACUAAUGAGUAACUUACUGGGUGUCAGCCAAGGACUUUUAGAUACUUCAGAAAGCCAGGACUCUGCUUGGGGUGUGUGUGUGUGUGUGAUUUGUUUGUGGAAUCUCUACCCUUCAACUCUGCAAUUAUCUGGGUUUUCAGUUUCAGAAUACAUUAAUGUUGCAAUUCAGAUUAACUAAUUUUGACUAAUAUAAUAUUUUUACAUUAAAAGAUUAAAAUCCA